Messenger RNA from Kogia breviceps (pygmy sperm whale), 312 nucleotides. RefSeq names its product histone H4. Gene Ontology annotation, cellular component: nucleosome. NCBI's taxonomy places the organism in Eukaryota, Metazoa, Chordata, Mammalia, Artiodactyla, Physeteridae. The record is from RefSeq and is a predicted model, not a curated record. Gene Ontology annotation, biological process: nucleosome assembly. Gene Ontology annotation, molecular function: structural constituent of chromatin; DNA binding; protein heterodimerization activity.
AUGUCAGGUCGGGGAAAAGGCGGGAAGGGUCUCGGCAAAGGGGGCGCCAAGCGCCAUCGCAAGGUGCUGCGCGAUAACAUUCAGGGUAUCACCAAGCCCGCCAUUCGGCGUUUGGCCCGGCGUGGUGGCGUCAAGCGCAUUUCUGGCCUCAUCUACGAGGAGACCCGCGGGGUGCUGAAAGUGUUCCUGGAGAACGUGAUUCGGGACGCUGUCACUUACACCGAGCACGCCAAGCGCAAGACCGUCACCGCCAUGGACGUGGUCUACGCACUCAAGCGCCAGGGACGCACCCUUUAUGGCUUUGGCGGCUGA